UAUUUAUUAUAAUUUCAAGAUGUUAAAGCUGUGGCUCUGCUGUGCUUUAUUUACAGGCGCAUAUGCUUUCAAUCAUGGAUCAGACUUGGACGAUUUCAAGGAGUACAUGAACGAAUUUGAAAAGAAUUAUGCUAACCCAACGGAGCAAAAUGCUGCCAACUAUUAUUUCAACUAUCACACCAAAUUGAUUGCUCAGCAAAACGCGUUGGAAGAUCGGAAAGCGAGUACCUAUCGCGUUAAAAUCAAUAAGUUUUCGGAUAUUAGAUUAAUUACUUUUGCGGCCCGUUUACCUCAGGCCGUGUAUCCUGCAAAGUCUAACGAUAAGAAACCUAUUGAAACGGAAAAUACAAUUGCCGAUGAGAUUGACAUCCUCGCCGAAUAUGGCAUCAAUGUGACCGCCCAGGAUCAGGGCACCUUGUGUAGUGGCAGCUGGGCCUAUGCUGCAGCCAAGGCCCUACAGAUAUUGAACGCUCUGCCAAGUGAUAAGGAACCAAUGGAAUAUUCUGCCCAGCAUCUAAUUGAUUGUGUUGGCAUGAGCACCAGUUGCACAACGCAGGUGCCACAACAGGCUUUUGACUAUCUAACCCAAGUAGAUGACGCUACACUGCUAACUGAUAUUGAAUAUCCGACCCAUGAAAACUCCGUACAGGGUAUGUGUACACCACCCGCGCUGCCUUCAGGCGGAGUUAAGCUGGCUACAUAUUCGAAGAUACGCGAUGGCGAUGAUGAGUCAGUUAAGCGCUUCGUUUCUAACUCAAUACCCGUGAUUGUAGAGUACAAUCCGGCCACAUUUGGAUUCAUGCACUACAGCAGUGGAGUCUAUGUGCCACCAGCAAGGGCCAGGGCUGCAAGCUCACAGUUUCUGGUUGUUGUUGGUUAUGGCCAUGAUGCAGCUACUAAGUUAGACUAUUGGCUAUGUCUCAAUUCGUUUGGUACUCAGUGGGGCGAAGACGGCUUUAUCAAAAUAGUGCGUAGUGACAAGCAGCCCAUUGCAAAGGGAGCAAUUUUCCCAAAUACCCUAGGAUGAAAUUCUUUAUAAGAAUCCAUUAAACUAAGUUAAUAAAUCUUUUGUAUCCUUAGUUCAGCUUAGAAGUUUAAAUAUGUAACACUAAGUCAAAGUUAACAUUUGUUUUUUGUUUUAUUGAUUACAUCAUUUAUGACUGCAUUAGUUGAGAAAGUAGCAACAAGUUUUGUUGGUUUGUGAAAGUUUAUAACUUUUUUCCAUCUUUAUAUUAAAUUUUGUAUUUAGUUUAUUUAUUGAUUUUUCAUCUACAAGCGGAGCUUUACAGACUUAAACGCUAAAAAUUAACAAGUUCACAUAUUUUUUUUUUAAAUUGUUGUUGGAUUUGUUCUUUUUUUUUUUUUUUGGUUUUGCAUUUUAUUUUCAAUUUUAUUUGUAAUUUAUUUAUCAUUUUGAAUAUAUAUUGGUUGGGUUUGCAUAGAAACUCAUAAACCAAAUAUAAUAUAUUAUAAUUUUCACGACUCAGCCAGCGCAGACAAAACACGUAUUAUUUUGUUCAAUAAAUAUUAUGCAACUGUGUGUUCUUUUGUUUAACAA
Messenger RNA from Drosophila innubila, 1558 nucleotides. Its product is annotated as ervatamin-B. Lineage: Eukaryota; Metazoa; Arthropoda; Insecta; Diptera; Drosophilidae. The coding region runs from base 20 to 1027 and encodes 335 amino acids. Gene Ontology annotation, molecular function: cysteine-type endopeptidase activity. Gene Ontology annotation, cellular component: lysosome. The transcript has 2 exons. The record is from RefSeq and is a predicted model, not a curated record.